Prunus armeniaca (apricot) is the source of this 1152-nucleotide messenger RNA. Lineage: Eukaryota; Viridiplantae; Streptophyta; Magnoliopsida; Rosales; Rosaceae. The record is from the annotation of a GenBank genome assembly.
AUGGAAAUGAGCUCGAGCUCUAUGACCGAGUCAGGGAGCUCAUCUUCCUCUUCCCCACCAAACUCCUCCACUGAGUCACUCAACGGCUUAAAAUUCGGCCAGAAAAUCUACUUUGAGGAUGCGAGUCUCGGAGCUUCAUACAAAUCCGGGUCUGCCGGGUCUUCUUCUUCUUCUGGGGCUACACCGCCAAAGAAGCAAAGGGCCGGGCAUUUGGCUCAUCCGGGUCAGCCACCCAGGUGCCAGGUUGAAGGCUGCCAGGUAGAUCUGAGUGAUGCCAAAGCUUACUAUUCCAGGCACAAAGUGUGUGGCUUGCACUCUAAGACCCCUAAGGUCAUUGUUGCUGGUCUUGAACAGAGGUUUUGCCAACAGUGUAGCAGAUUUCAUCAGCUUCCUGAAUUUGACCAAGGAAAACGUAGUUGCCGUAGACGCCUGGCUGGUCAUAAUGAGCGCCGGAGAAAGCCACAACCUGGAUCCGUAUCUACGCGUUUUGGCCGACUUUCUACGUCUCUCUUUGAAAACAGCAACAGAGUUGGAAGCUUUCUGAUGGACUUCACUGCAUACCCAAGGCCUGCUGAUAGGGAUGCAUGGGCGACCACGAGAACUUCUGAGCGAGUACCUGUUAAUCAAAAUGCCAAUGGCACGGGCAAGUUUCUUCAACAUCCAUGGCAGAGCAACUCUGUUACUACAUCUGGCCGUUAUCUACAGGGUUCAGCAGGCGGGACUAGUUAUCCUGAUCCUGGAAUUCCUCCUCGAGAAUGCGUCACAGGAGUCGCUGACUCAAGCUGUGCUCUCUCUCUUCUGUCAAAUCAACCAUGGGGCUCUAGAAACCGACCAUCGGGUGUUGGGAUGAAUGCCUACUUGAAUACCUGGAUGAACACCCAAGGGGUAACUGUGACUCGACCAAUGGCUCAUGCUGGGACCUCCAAUCACUUUCCAACCACUUCGUUGGGUUUCAAGGGAAAUGAGGCUGGUAGCAGCUCACAUGAAAUGCUUCCCGAUCUGGGUCUCGGUCAAAUCUCACAGCCUCUCAGUCGUCAGUACUCUGGUGUGCUUGAGCUGUCUCAACAGAACAGGAGGCAGCAGCACAUGGAACUCGGACACACCAGGGGCUAUGACUCCUCCACCAACCAGCAGAUGCACUGGUCACUUUAA